UCUGCUCUCAGAGGCUUCCUCCCACCGUGUCCCGCCCGCGCACAGCGCACUCGUCUGGGAGCCUCGCAGCCCCACGUCCAUGUCCGCGGCGGUGGCGCCUGCGGCUGUGCACCCCGACAGCAUGCUCUCCGAGGCUGAGGAGUCCAAGGAAGUGGCCACAGAUGUCUUUAAUUCCAAAAACCUGGCCGUUCAGGCACAAAAGAAGAUCCUGGGUAAAAUGGUAUCCAAAUCCAUCGCCACCACCCUGAUUGAUGACACCAGCAGUGAGGUGCUGGAUGAGCUCUACAGGGUGACCAAGGAGUACACCCAGAACAAGAAGGAGGCGGAGAGGGUCAUCAAGAACCUCAUCAAGACAGUCAUCAAGCUGGCCGUCCUCCACAGGAACAAUCAGUUCAAUCAAGAUGAGCUGGCGUUGAUGGAGAAGUUCAAGAAGAAGGUUCACCAGCUUGCCAUGACGGUCGUCAGCUUCCACCAAGUGGAAUACACCUUCGACCGCAACGUGCUGUCCAGGCUUCUGAAUGAGUGCCGAGAGCUGCUGCACGACAUCAUUCAGCGCCACCUCACCGCCAAGUCUCAUGGACGGGUUAAUAAUGUCUUUGAUCAUUUUUCAGAUUGUGAUUUUUUGGCUGCCCUGUAUAAUCCCUUUGGAAAAUUUAAACCUCACUUACAGAAACUUUGCGACGGCAUCAACAAAAUGUUGGAUGAAGAGAACAUAUGAGCUCGUGACAUGAGAUUCUGACCAGCAGCGAUGUAUGAGAAGAUGGAGCAUUGCUGACUCAUGAAGGGAGGAUGGAGAAUCAUUUGAAGAUCACAUAUCUUUCAGAAAGCCUUGGCCCCAUACAACCAAUUGUUGUACAUUAAUGGUAAUACUUUUAUGUGGAUUUGUCUAUUUGGGGAAAAAAAAAAAGCAUAUUGCCAAAAAUUCUGGCUGAAAAUGCCUUAAUGAAUGGCAGGAUGUGGGAAAAAUAGACAGUUGAUAAUUCAAAUGUAGAGUGACAUAAAGACAGAUUAGCAUGGCUCCAAUCUCCAGGACUUUUUUGUGUUCUAGGGGAAUUAUGUUGGUGGCACAUUGGAUAUUUGUAUUAUAUAUAAAGUUGUGUAUCUUCAUUCACUUUUAUUCUUUACUAUGUCCGUGUAUCUCUUUUAAAAUGCCAGAAACCUCCCUUUGCUGUCAUUGAUCCUUUUGAAACAAGUUUUGCUUCCCAGUCUACUUUUGAUUCUUUGUUAUAGAUUGUCAUUGACCUUCAGGAAUUAAGUCUGAAGCAGUCGGGUUGAAUGCUCAGGAAAGCAGAAAACUGCAUAUCUGAAAUCAUGACUGUGGAAAUAAACAGACAUCAUGAGUAAUGUCCAUUGUAGGAGUGUGCUUUCAAAACUGAGUUCUACUUCUUAGAACCAUUGGUGAUACUUAGAGUCUCAAAACUGUAGUGGCACGUUAUUGCCUUGAAAUACUUGCUUAGGGCCUAACUUUGAUGUCAUCCCGAACAUGUGCUGACAAAAGUCUCCAGUAUUAACAUCCAUUUCACAUGUAGGAGAAAAAAAAAUUCUAGAUUGGCUUUGAUAUUGAGACAAUAAAAUGUAAGUAGCAUGAGAGAAAAAAAAAAGGAAAAUGUUCUUGAGUUUAAAAAUGAACUCAUCAGACUAAUUUAGGGGAGCAAGGGAUGAAAGCAUAGGAAGGAGGAUGCUAAGUAAUCUAAGAAAGAUGGAUGCAUUUCAAUGUUUAAUGGGGACUGAUGAAUAAAAGAUAACUUUUUUAUUUAACUA
Molecule: messenger RNA, 1761 nt
Organism: Psammomys obesus (fat sand rat)
Lineage: Eukaryota; Metazoa; Chordata; Mammalia; Rodentia; Muridae
Gene: Tnfaip8
Product: TNF alpha induced protein 8
Exons: 2
Coding region: 80-718 (212 amino acids)
Biological process (GO): regulation of apoptotic process
Cellular component (GO): cytoplasm
Molecular function (GO): cysteine-type endopeptidase inhibitor activity involved in apoptotic process
Source: RefSeq, a predicted model, not a curated record